UGCUUUUGUAGUAUUGGCAAACUACUCCCUUUCACUUGUCGUUUAAACCACCAAGGUUGUCGUCCGGCGCCUCCUUAACAACCCCUUAGCCGUAGAAUGACCUUAAAGCUCUUCAAGUAUGCUCUUCCCACUCGUAUUCUCCUUGCUCAUCCUUUCAAAUUCUCUUCAAGAUUCAUCUGCACCGACAGUAGCCUCGAUAAUUUGGUUGACCCACUAUUGAAAUUCACAGAAAAUGAAUGUUUUACGGUACAACAAGAAGAAAAGAAGUUAAAAGAAUCAUCUUUUUCAGUUCAAGAAUUGGGUUUUUUGCAAGAUUCAAUCUUGGGUAGCUCAAAAACUGAGAAAAAUGGUAAGUUCCCAGAUGAUGCUUUCUUGUUAAUAGAUGUUAUUAGGGAAAGUAAUGAUGGGUUUGGCGAGAAAACUGAGAAAGAAGUUAGGUUUUUUAGGGAGAAACUCAAUCCUGGUUUAGUGGUUAAUGUGUUGAGCAAUAUAGGAAACUCUGAAUUGGGUGUGAAGUUUUUCAAGUGGGCUGGUAGACAAAUUGGCUAUGUGCAUAAUGCAUCUGUUUAUGAUGCUUUGUUGGAUUUAAUAGGAUGCGAUAGUGUGCCAGAACAGUUGUUUCAGGAUAUAGGGAAAGAUGAUAGGGAAGUGCUUGGAAAGUUGCUUAAUGUGUUGAUAAGGAAGUGUUGCAAGAAUGGGCUGUGGAAUUUAGCAUUGCAGGAGCUAGGGAGGCUUAAGGAUUGUGGGUACAAAGCGUCGGGUGUGACUUAUAAUGCAUUAAUUAUGGUGUUUCUGCAAGUAGAUAGAUUGGAGACUGCAUCUCUAAUAUACAAGGAGAUGUCAGCAUUGAACUUUAAGAUGGAUAAGUGUACAAUAAAUAGCUUUACGCGAUUGUUGUGUAAAGUGGGUAAAUGGAGAGAAGCUCUUGAUUUAAUUGAGAAGGAAGAGUUUGUGCCUGAUACAGUGAUUUAUACUAAUAUGAUUUCAGGAUUAUGUGAAGGUUCUUUCUUUGAAGAAGCUAUGAAUUUUCUCAACCUAAUGAGGACUAAUUCGUGUAUUCCUAACCGUGUAACAUAUCAAGUUUUGCUUUGUGCACUUUUAAACAAGAGAAAACUUGGUCGCGUCAAGAGGGUUCUGAAUCUUAUGAUUUCUGAAGGUUGUUAUCCAGGUCAGAAAAUAUUUAAUUCUCUUGUACAUGCAUUUUGUAGAUCACGAGAUUACUGGUAUGCCUAUAAAUUGCUUAAAAAAAUGGAUGGCUGUGGCUGUAAGCCAGGAUAUGUAGUUUACAACAUAUUGAUUGGUGGUAUUUGCGGCAAUGAGGAGUUACCAGGCAAGGAAGUUCUAGAAUUGGCUGAAAAUGUAUAUAGUGAAAUGCUGAAUGCUAAACUAGUGCUGAAUAAAGUCAAUGUGGUCAAUUUUGCUCGAUGUCUUUGUGCGUGUGGAAAAUAUGAGAAUGCUUUCAGUGUUAUUAAGGAAAUGAUGAGCAAAGGUUUUGUACCUGAUGUCAGUACAUACUCAAAAGUGAUUGGUUUUCUUUGUAAUGCCUCCAAAGUGGACAAGGCAUUCUUGUUGUUCCAAGAAAUGAAGCGGAAUGGAAUUAUUCCAGAUGUUUAUACUUACACAAUUUUAAUUGAUAGCUUUUGUAAAUCUGGCCUUACUCAACAGGCUCGUAAUUGGUUGAAUGAAAUGAUUCAAAACGGUUGUAGUCCUAACGUAGUGACUCACACAGCUAUUAUCCAUGCUUACCUCAAGCAAAGGAAAAUUUCAGAUGCUAAUGAGCUUUUUGAAUCAAUGUUAAUGCAAGGAUGCAUCCCAAAUGUCGUCACCUUCACUGCUUUGAUUGAUGGAUACUGUAAAGCUGGACACAUAGAGAAGGCUUGCCAGAUCUAUGCAAGAAUGAAAGGGAGUUUAGAUACCUCGGAAGUAGAUUUGUACUUCAAGGUGGAUCUUGAUGGUAAUAAGGAGCCAAAUGUUGUUACAUUUGGAGCGAUGGUUGAUGGUUUGUGCAAAGCACACAGGGUGAAAGAAGCUCACAAUCUUUUGGAUGUCAUGUUAACGGAAGGAUGUGAGCCAAAUCAUAUUGUUUAUGAUGCAUUAAUUGAUGGGUUUAGCAAGGUUGGUAAGCUAGAUGAUGCGCAGGAGAUAUUUGCUAAAAUGUCAGAACGUGGAUAUAGUCCGAGCAUUUACACCUACAGCUCUCUAAUUGAUAGGCUAUUUAAGGAUAAACGUUUGGAUCUUGCUGUAAAAGUCUUGUCUAAAAUGCUCGAGAGUUCUUGUCCCCCAAAUGUUGUUAUAUACACAGAGAUGGUAGAUGGUCUUUGUAAAGUUGGUAAAAUAGAUGAAGCUUCUAAACUUAUGCUGAUGAUGGAAGAAAAGGGCUGUCAUCCAAAUGUUGUGACCUAUACUGCAAUGAUUGAUGGAUUUGGCAAAGCUGGAAAAGUGAAAUCAUGUCUUGAACUCAUUGAGAAGAUGGGCAACAAGGGUUGUGCGCCAAAUUACAUCACCUAUUCAGUUGCAAUAAAGCAUUGUUGUGCUGCAGGACUUUUGGAUGAGGCUCUCCAACUCCUAGAGGAAAUGAAACAAACAAGUUGGCCAAAACACAUGGCCGGCCAUCUUAAGGUUAUUGAAGGCUUCAGACGUGAGUACUUAAUCAGUCUGGGUAUUUUAGAGGACAUGAGCAACAACAAUUUUCUUCCAAUUAUUCCAGUUUAUAGGCUUCUGAUUGAUAGCUAUCAAAAAGCUGGAAGACUUGAAUUUGCCGUUGAGCUACUUAAAGAGAUAUCGUCAUCUUUUUCAUUUCCACGUCUUGAUAAGAAAAUUUACUCUUCUUUGAUCGAGUGCCUUUCUGUUUCAAACAAAAUUGAUCUGGCAUUUGAAUUAUACGUGGACAUGAUAAAGAAAGGUGCAGUGCCAGAGCUGACGGAUUUUGUUAACCUCAUUAAGGGUUUAAUAAGUAUGAACAAAUGGGAUAAUGCACUUGAACUCUCUGAGAGCAUGUAUUACAUGUUACAUGCAUCGAAAUCCAAUACCAUUCAGCUCCUUUAGAGGUCAAGAAAUGAUACAUUGAGACUAUUCCAUUCUAAGGCACUACCUGCUGGUGCACCUGAUAAACCACCUGAUAAACAUUCUUGGAGCUGCACUAGUUGGCAGGUUGCAGUUUGACCCUGUUAUGACCUAGUACCUGCUCCAGCAGCUGAAUAAGCGACUAUCCACACCUACAGGGAACAAAUGCGGUAACUGGUAUUCUCGCAAACUAUGGCGCACCACCACAAAAAAGGGGGGCAAAUUGUGAAGGGUGCUGGUAACCUCUGCAAAUUGCAUGGCAUUGCAGGAAUCACAGUUGGGUCCGUCAUUUCAGGCCACAUCACAACAGAUUCCUUCAUUUCAGGCCACAACACAAGCGACUCCUUCUGUUCAGGUUACUUCACAGGCAGCACCAUCCAAUAAGUGUGGUAGAGGCGAGUCUAUGCAUCCUUGAACUGUAGAUGCAAUAGGAGAUCGCGAAUGGCUCAAACUGUGGACUAGAGAAGUGUCAACUUUAUCUCGGGAGAAUCUAUCGAGGUUCUCUUGAUUACCUAGGGCAGCCGAUUGGUGAAGCACGAGGCCUUCUCGGAGGUUUAUGUGGUCUUUCAACAGCUGAGUGUUCCAUAUUUCCAAUUUGCUUUGACAAAUGGUCGGAUCUACCUAAGGCAUACUUCAACCACUGCUUUGACAAUGUCAUAAAGCCCCAUUUUUGUUUUAUGACACCUGAGCCACUUGCACAAAGAUAUGUUUAUCACUCUAUUGGAGAGAAGUGGGCUGCAAUUAGGAAGGGGAGUGUUCAACGACCCACUGAAAAGAAAA
Messenger RNA from Capsicum annuum, 3843 nucleotides. Its product is annotated as pentatricopeptide repeat-containing protein At1g06710, mitochondrial-like. The transcript has 3 exons. Gene Ontology annotation, molecular function: protein binding. NCBI's taxonomy places the organism in Eukaryota, Viridiplantae, Streptophyta, Magnoliopsida, Solanales, Solanaceae. The record is from RefSeq and is a predicted model, not a curated record. Bases 97 to 3045 code for a protein of 982 amino acids.